This is a messenger RNA of Caenorhabditis auriculariae, 7786 nucleotides long. NCBI's taxonomy places the organism in Eukaryota, Metazoa, Nematoda, Chromadorea, Rhabditida, Rhabditidae. The record is from the annotation of a GenBank genome assembly.
AUGAAUAGAAGCAAUAAAAAGGUUAAUUUGUCGACUUUUCGAAAAAUUGUUCUGGAAUAUCAGGCUGCAAACGAAAAUUCCAAAGAUCGAGCAAAGAAAUCAAGAGAAACGGACAAGUUCAACAAUGAAAAAUCGCAUGAGCAGCAGCAGCAGACUUUCAAUGGUUAUUUUUCUUCAAAACUGCUUUUCAAAAGUCCUCACAAGGUUUAAAGGAGCAUGGGGGUGAAAUUUAUUAAGGUCUCAGGGCGAAAAAGUUUUAGCAAGCGUUUUCGACGUUUAUAUUUCCCUCACCUAUAGCGUGAAUCGACUAGCUUAGAAUGAUAAAGGGGCGUGGCCUGUCUGCGCCCUCCACCAACUAGACACUCUCUCUUUUUUCGUGUCAGGACCCGUUUUUGACAGUUCAAGCUUGCAAAUCAUUUGAAAACCCUCACUUCUCUAACACUCUCCAUCCCUUCCCUUUUCUCUAGCUCCUGCCGAAACCGUGAGGGUCGGGUGCAACCUCUCCUCACAACGUUUAAAGGAGCAUGGGGGGUGAAAUUUAUUAAGUUCUCGUGGGGAAGAGUUUUCCAGCAAGAAUUUUACGCCUCUCAUUUAUAGAGACGUAAAGACACAUACGUGAAUUGACUAGUUGGGAACGAUAAAGGGGCGUGGCCUGUCUGCGCCCUCCACCAAAUAUACACUCUCUCUCGUUUUUCGCGCCAUGACCCAUUUUUCGAUGGCUCAAGCCAGUCGUGAAUUCUCUUGAAAAAUGCUCCGCUAACUUCUCUAACACCCUCCAUCCCUUCCCUUUUCUCUAGACCCUACCAAAACCGUGAGGGUCGGGUGCAACCUCCUACCAAACUCCACCAUAACAAUCUCCAAUUUCAGAAGCGCCAAAUGGUCCGGGUCCGCCAAAAUUACAAGGAUCCGCUGAAACAAUCCCUUCGGGGAGAUCAAAAUUACUCAAGUUUGACGUAAAAUCAAAUAUUUCAACGAUACAAAAGCUUCAGAAAUAAAAAAUCGGUGAAGCAAUCGAUCAAGAAGUUGCACGGGGUUAGAAGCUCAGAGAGACAGUCGAAAGUAUGUAUUCCUGAUCGGAAAUUGUAAGGAAAAGCUCAUUUUCAGCCGAUUGGCAGCAAGAAGGAGAAGAAAAGAGGGGUGAGAUUCGGGUAAAAUCCUUUUUGGUACAAAUAAUCGAUCUUCAGGUACCGAGUGCUACAUCGGUGAUGCCGGAAACGGAAAAAAUUAGGACGAAUGAACAGGUUUGUGAUAUACUGUAUCAUUCACUAGGAAAGUUUUGAAUGAUUAUUUUCAGAACGGUGUCAGCAAGAAGGACCGGAAUCGGAAGGUUUUAUUGAUUUUUCCUAGUAGUUGGGAAUGGCUGAACAUAAACCGCAGCGCGACCGCAACGCAUCAAGGGGGUUCAAAGCUAAAACUCAUUAGAAUGGCUUUGAGCCGUUCCAAGAGGAAUAGCCGCAGUUUGAAUGGCUCAGCUUGGAACGAGCCGCAGCGCGACCGCGAAGCGUUGAUCCAUUCCAUGUUGAAACCUGAUACCGCAGUGGGAAUGGCUCAAGAUGGCUGCACCUAGAGUCGCAUCGCAACCGCGACGCAGACGAACCGCAACCGCGAAGCGUUGAUCCAUUCCAAGUUGAAAACCUGAUACCGCAGUGGGAAUGGCUCAAGAUGGCUGCACCUAGAGUCGCAUCGCAACCGCGACGCAGACGAACCGCAACCGCGACGCGUUGAUCCAUUCCAACUUGAAAACUGAUACCGCAGUGGGAAUGGCUUAAUGUGGCUGCACGUAGAGUCGCACCGCAACCGCAACCGCGACGCGUUGAUCCAUUCCAAGUUGAAAAACUGAUACCGCAGUGGGAUUGGCUUAAUAUGGCUGCACAUAGAGUCGCACCGCAACCGCAACCGCGACGCGUUGAUCCAUUCCAAGUUGAAAAACUGAUACCGCAGUGGGAAUGGAUGGCACGUAGAGUCAUUCAAUGUGGCACGUAGAGUCAUUCCAGGGUCAUAAGAGAAUAGACGCGAUUGAGCCAUUCCAGAUGACAAGUUUUUGGGAAUGGCUCGAUGUGAAGCCUGAAGAUCAAAGCAUUCCAAAGUCCUCAAAAAGAAGCCGACCAUUGAUUGAUUCCAAAAUUGACAGAACCGGAGCUCGACGGCGGUCGCCGAGAAGAGCGACGCGAACAAGGACAACGACGCGUCGGUGUUGAUGGACCAGAAUCAGGUCACCAUGCCGAUUUCCAACGUUUUCACGGCGCCGACGCUAUCGCCCGCCACCACCACCAUCAACACCAACAAUCCUCUCUCGGUUGCGCUGACGGGACCCUCACCCGGUACGUUGACCGCCCUGCCGCCCGCCACGUCUCCAGCUUCGAUGACUUCUACCGUCCCGUCGGUUGGGUCAGUCGAUAGGAAAUGACGUCAGAGAUUCAAAUAUCCAGGUCAAAAAUGUCGUAUGAUUCAUAUCUAUCGGCUCCCAUUACGUCAGAGGGCCAAGAAAUCCCAAGGGGUGGAAAUUUCCAAAGUUAUUUAUGUCAAUCGAUAGGAAAUGACGUCAGAAACUUAAAUAUCCGGGUCAAAAAUGUUCUUUGAUUCAUAUCUAUUGGCUUACAUGACGUCAGAGGGCCAAAAAAAAUCCCAAGGGGUGGAGAUUUCCAAAGUUAUUCACGUAAAUCGAUAGGAAAUGACGUCACGAAAUCAAAUAUCCAGGCCAAAAAAGUCCUAUGAUCCAUAUCUAUUGGCUUACAAGACGUCAGAGGGCCAAAAAAAAUCCCAAGGGGUGGAAAUUUCCAAAGUUAUUCACGUAAAUCGAUAGGAAAUGACGUCACGAAAUCAAAUAUCCAGGCCAAAAAAGUCCUAUGAUCCAUAUCUAUUGGCUUACAAGACGUCAGAGGGCCAAAAAAAAUCCCAAGGGGUGGAAAUUUCCAAAGUUAUUCACGUAAAUCGAUAGGAAAUGACGUCACAAAUUCAAAUAUCCAGAUCAAAGAUGUCCUAGACUUCUAGAGAAAAAGAUAUUAUUUUUCAAAGAUUGUCCUUUUUACUAGAUUUCUAGGAAGCUGGGUACUUGGAGAUCUUGUUUUUCUAGAUCACCUUGAUCUCCUUUAUCGAUCGAUGUAUGAUCUAUAUCUAUUGGCUUCCAUGACGUCAGAGGGCCAAAAAAAUCCAAAGGGGUGGAAAUUUGCCAAAUUAAUCAUGUCAAUCGAUAGGAAAUGAAGUCAGGGAUCUAAAUUCAACAAAAAAAAGUUUCUGUAGUGAUACAACCCGACAAAAAAUAAAAAAAAAACCUCAAAAAAAGUUAAAAUAAACUUUUCCAUUAGAUUCCGUUGGAAAGGUCCUUGUGCGGAAGUGUUGAGCAGAAAAAAGCCGAAAUUUUUUUUAAAAAGUCAUUUAGAACAGGUGUAAGGUGAAGCUUCGUACCUUUUUGAAUUUUUUUGAAGAGCUUUUUAGAAGCCCUAAUCUUCUCUCUGAGGAUUUAGGAAGGUUCGAAAAGGCCUUUGGAAUCUCUAAAACUUACAAUUUUGCAUUCAUGGAAAAAAAUAUAAGGCUUUUUCAAGGAGAAAAUACUUUUUGAAAAAUUUAAGAUCUUUUUGAAAUUGUUCUAAUCUCAUCUAUUAACUUAUCAGUACGAAAAUAUAAUUUUUCUCAAAGUUUGAAUUUUUUUUUCCUUCAGAAGCUUUCUGAAGCUUCUCGAAGUUCGAAAAUUUAUGAAGCCUUUUUUAUUUUUCGCAAAAAAACCAAUAAUUCAGGAAAACAACGGAAAUGACAGUGGAGAAAAAAGAAAAAACAAGUGCUGAAAAAAAAGAUCAAGCGAGAAAGGACAGUGGGACAAAAGAGAAAGGGAAGAAGGAAAUGAGCAAGGAACUGCACAAGAGCAGCAAAACCAAGGUAGAAACUUGUCUUUUUUCCCAUUUUUCUGAACUUUCUAGGGAUUCUUAAUGCAAAAAAUUCAACUUCUAAGCCUUCUUUUUCAUACCAAAACAUUAUUUUCCUCAUUUUGAAGCAAAAAAUCGGUGACGAACGACGGCCCGAGAAUUCAAACGAUGACAGGGCACCAGGGGAACGUCACAGUUAAAUUAAACAAAAAAUUAAACUUUGAAAAUUUCAGAAAAGAAACCAGCGAACCGAUGGCAGAAGAAACUGCAGUUUUUAGCGGUAACUAAAAAUUUUUUUUUCUAAAUUUCCCCAAAAAUUCCAAGACAUCUGCCUAACAGUUAAGAAAUGAGGCCGCGGCAGUUGGCGAAUCCUGGCCGCCAACGCUCCCGGCCCAUUUAGUAUAGUGGUUAGUACUCCACGUUGUGGCCGUGGCGACGCAGGUUCGAUUCCUGCAAUGGGCAACUUCUUUUUUUGCCAUUUUUUGAAAAAUAUUUGGAGCUCUUUUUAGGCUUCAAAAAAUGGAAAAAGCAAAGAAUUGAAAUUACCACCUUUUCAAGACAAUCGGGAACCUUCGCGAGGGCGACGUCUACUUUCCGGCGAUAAGUCGGAUGCUUCGGAUGGACAACGCGAAAACGUCGUCGGAUCGUCGGUGGGGCGAGUAUACGCCGGAAGUUUUGGCCACCUAUCCGCCACCGGUCGAGUCACGCGAGCUGUUGAAUAACGAGAACGACGGGAAGCUCUUUGUCAUGGUGAGGGAAUUUGACUAGGCCGAAAAAAAAAGGCAGAAGUGCCCGAAAAAAUGCUCUGAAGGCCUUGAAAGCCGAAUUUUCGAAUGAAAAAGUGAGGAAAUGUGUAAUUUUUGGAAAAUUGAGAUACUUUCUGUAGCUUCUUCGCAACUGUGUGCGUUUUGUUUUCUGCAAGAUGGACUGGGAAAUUUUUAGCGAUCACUUUAGGGUUUUGAUGUUUUAGUGACCACUAUAGUAGUCGAUUUAAUGACCACUCAAGUGGCUAAAAAUUAGUGGUGUUUGAGUGGUACUACUAGACUACCGAAAAUUCUAGAAGCUUCUAUAGAGGUUGUCUUAGUGGUCCCUUUAGUGACCUCUCCAAAUAGUCCUUAAGGCAUCUCUUAAGUGGGAAUAUCCCAUCGUCAGGUAAAAGAGAUUUACACCGUAAAUUAGGCCAUAAGCAUCAAAUUUGAUCGAAAACCCACAGACAAAAAGAAAAAUAAGCCCAACUGCCUUAAGAAAAUGAGCCUAACCUCCACAAAAUCCAGGGGAACCCAUUCUGGAUCGAGAAAAUGAAAGAGAUCCCGACGGUAAAGCUGAUUUCGAAGGUUCUUCUCGAGGAGCACGACGGUCGGUACGUCCUGACGCCCGCUUUGCCCCCUCCGUAGGUUCUGGAAGACGAUUCUGGAUCAAUAUCUGAACUUCUCAGGGAGUUUGACGUCUACGCGCCGGUUGAAGAGCUCGUUCAACACGACAAACACUUUGAGGAGAAGCUGGUUCGUGACGGGAGCUCCAGAGCGGUCCCUAUAGGGGCACUUGGAGGGUCCCCUCUAGGGACAACUUCACCACCACUAUAGGGGCCACUGAAGCUUGUAAAAGUGGCCACUAGAGGGGAUGAACUCCAUGUGAAGAAGAAUUUCCAUGGGGAAAACUAAACAAAUAACCUUGUUUGAAUAAAAUUGAAAGACCCCUAUAGGGACCACUUGAGCUUUAGAGGCUAAGGGGUCCGACCCUAAACCCCCAUAGGGACCAUUUUUUCGGCCCACAUAGGGGCUUUUUUUCCCUUCAACCCCUAGAGGGACCACUCUAAAGUUCCUAAGUAUAGUCAAACCUUUCCGAUUUGAAAAGCGAGGAGCUCUUUUUUUCCCUGACCCCUACAGGGACCACUCGGGCGCUUCUAGUACAUCGAAUUGUAGUGUAAAAAUAACCAACCGAAUUUUAUAAGACGAGAAAAACGUUUUGGAAGCUUAAAAAUGACUGGAAAUCCGAUUUUUCCUCGAAUAUCAGUUUGUAGUGGAAUAAAGUUACGGACCCUUUUUCAAACCAAUAAUUUUUUUCAGAUGGUGAGUAACGUGAUACGGACGAUCAAAGAGUUCACUCACCCCCCGGGAACAGCAGCCAAGGUAAAUUAUUUUCGAAAAAUUAUUUCUUCCGUAAAAAGUAAAAGUUAUAGGGAGAAAAAAAUUCUCCUACGGGGGUAUACUAAAGGACCCCCUACGGCACUCCCUAUAGGGCCCUUUAAAUCUUAAAAUCUCUUUAGGAGCCACUUCAGAAGAAGAAAAACCCCUACGGCGGUAUACCAAAAGACCCCUACAGCACUCCCUAUAGGGUUCUCUAAAUGUUAAAAUCCCUUUAGGAGCCACUUCAGAAGAAAAAAACACCAUAAGGGGGUAUACUAAAGGACCCCCUACGGCACUCCCUAUAGGGCCCUCUAAAUCUUAAAAUCUCUUUAGGAGCCACUUCAGAAGAAGAAAAACCCCUACGGCACUCCCUAUAGAGCCCUCUAAAUCUUAAAAUCUCUUUAGGAGCCACUUCAGAAGAAGAAAAACCCCUACGGCACUCCCUUUAGGACCCACUAAAUUUCAAAAAUCCCUUUAGGAGCCACUUCAGAAGAAGAAAAACCCCUACGGCACUCCCUAUAGAGCCCUCUAAAUCUUAAAAUCUCUUUAGGAGCCACUUCAGAAGAAGAAAAACCCCUACGGCACUCCCUAUAGGGCCCUCUAAAUCUUAAAAUCUCUUUAGGAGCCACUUCAGAAGAAGAAAAACCCCUACGGCGGUAUACCAAAAGACCCCUACAGCACUCCCUAUAGGGUUCUCUAAAUGUUAAAAUCCCUUUAGGAGCCACUUCAGAAGAAAAAAACACCAUAAGGGGGUAUACUAAAGGACCCCCUACGGCACUCCCUAUAGGGCCCUCUAAAUCUUAAAAAUCUCUUUUAGGAGCCACUUCAGAAGAAGAAAAAAACCCCUACGGCACUCCCUAUAGAGCCCUCUAAAUCUUAAAAAUCUCUUUUAGGAGCCACUUCAGAAGAAGAAAAAAACCCCUACGGCACUCCCUUUAGGACCCACUAAAUUUCAAAAAUCUCUUUAGGAGCCACUUCAGAAGAAGAAAAACCCCUACGGCACUCCCUAUAGAGCCCUCUAAAUCUUAAAAUCUCUUUAGGAGCCACUUCAGAAGAAGAAAAACCCCUACGGCACUCCCUAUAGGGCCCUCUAAAUCUUAAAAUCUCUUUAGGAGCCACUUCAGAAGAAGAAAAACCCCUACGGCACUCCCUAUAGGGCCCUCUAAAUCUUAAAAAUCUCUUUUAGGAGCCACUUCAGAAGAAGAAAAAAACCCCUACGGCACUCCCUUUAGGACCCUCUAAAUUUCAAAAAUCCCUUUAGGAGCCACUUCAGAAGAAGAAAAACCCCUACGGCACUCCCUAUAGAUUCUCUAAAUCUUAAAAUCUCUUUAGGAGCCACUUCAGAAGAAGAAAAACCCCUACGGCACUCCCUAUAGAUUCUCUAAAUCUUAAAAUCUCUUUAGGAGCCACUUCAGAAGAAGAAAAACCCCUACGGCACUCCCUAUAGAGCCCUCUAAAUCUUAAAAUCUCUUUAGGAGCCACUUCAGAAGAAGAAAAACCCCUACGGCACUCCCUUUAGGACCCUCUAAAUUUCAAAAAUCCCUUUAGGAGCCACUUCAGAAGAAGAAAAACCCCUACGGCACUCCCUAUAGAUUCUCUAAAUCUUAAAAUCUCUUUAGGAGCCACUUCAGCUUUUUCCAGUCUUUAAAAAAAUGAGCCCAUAACUUCAGGAAACUCCCGAGCAGCCCCGUAAAAAUUCAAAUCCGCGAGCCAAGCCACCAAUACUACUACAAUCGGUUCGUAUCUUUUUUUCAAUUCAAAAAAAUAGUUUUCAAAAAUCUUCAGGAGAAGGCCAUUUGA